Molecule: messenger RNA, 1118 nt
Organism: Ruditapes philippinarum (Manila clam)
Lineage: Eukaryota; Metazoa; Mollusca; Bivalvia; Venerida; Veneridae
Product: proprotein convertase subtilisin/kexin type 5-like
Exons: 2
Coding region: 33-989 (318 amino acids)
Source: RefSeq, a predicted model, not a curated record
AGAUUGGUUUGCGUAGAGUGUGAUACGGGAUAAUGUUGUCUAAGAUAACGUCAGCAAUAAUAUUAGUACUGUUUGUUGAUAUGGUACUUACCAAAUGUCCUGUUGGCUGCUUAUCAUGCUUUGGUAAAACUUGCACAAGUUGUGAAUCAUCUUACUUUUUAUCAAAUGGUGGCUGUUUACCAUGUUAUAUGGAUUGUGAAAGCUGCAGCAGCUACAAUUACUGUACUUCAUGUAAACCAAGCAAAUAUGGUGUUCAUGCAAGAUGCCCGUUUAACUGUGAUGGUAAUUGUGUAAAUAUGAAAUGUCACGAUGAUACCGGAUACUGUGCUGAAUGUUUACCUGGUUUCUAUGGUUUACAAUGUCAACAUAACUGUAGUUUAUGUAAAGAUGAACUUUGCGAUUUACGCGUAUGUUCGAAAGGUUGUAGAAAUGGUUAUUAUGAAUACGUCGUUUCAGCUAUUGAAACAAUAUGUCAACGUUGUCCAUCAAAUUGUAAACAAUGCACAGAUAGUAAAACAUGUUAUAUCUGUGAUGAUGGUUUCUAUCUCUAUGCUUUUAAUGAUAAUGUCUACUGUGUGUCCUGCCCUCAUGAAUCUAAAUGUUUAGAUUACUGUGUUAUUCAAGGGUGUGAUGCCUGUCAAAUAAGAAACUAUUCGUUAGUCUGCAUUAAUUGUGCAGAGGGUCAAGUAUUUAAUGGUAACUCAUGUGAAUCAAUCAAAGCACCGUGCUCACAAAAUUGCUCUACCUAUUGUAAUAAUAUAGGAAUAUGUCAAGGGGAAUGCAAAGAUGGCUGGACCGGUGAAAAAUGUUUAAAGGCAUGUGAUGAUAAAUGCUCAAAAUGCUCAAGAGAAAACGAACAUAUUUGUAAGAAGUGUAAGGAUGACUAUUACUCAGUUAACUGCAGUUUAGUUUGUAAUCCUUCGUGUAAAGUAGAAGAAGAUAAAAAACACAUGUGGGUUUGCAGACGGAUACUGUUUGAAUGGGUGUAAAGGAAGCUACUGGGGUGAUAUGUGUGAUAAGUCCUGUCUAGAGGAAUGUCAAAGCCAAGAAUGUGAUAGAAGCAACGGUUCAUGUAUAGGGGAAUGUAAAGGUGGCUAUGCUGGAGAGAAUUGUUUACA